Molecule: messenger RNA, 1037 nt
Organism: Phaedon cochleariae (mustard beetle)
Lineage: Eukaryota; Metazoa; Arthropoda; Insecta; Coleoptera; Chrysomelidae
Source: the annotation of a GenBank genome assembly
AGAUAAACAUCAAAUGUGAACUUACUGUGGAAGAGAGCUCAAUGCCCUAGAUGUCAAAUUCAGCUGAAUCUUGUCCUGAUUUAGAGUAUCAAUAGAAGAUCAAGUGUAACACUCUGUUGUACACCUACACCGAACGAUAUCAGACUUAUCAGAGUCAGAGCUACGCAUUGAUUUGGUGUAAGUAAUGAAGUAAUAUGAGUUCUGUCAUAGAUUAACGAUGGUUCUGUGGAACAGACCAGUGAUUUCACCUUAUUUACAUUUGAAUCAAACGUCAAUAUUGUCAACAUGUGAUUUAGGAUUUAGGAUUUAACCAAUUUAGAUUUCAAAUUUGAAUCAAACGUCAACAAUGUCAACAAAAAAAUAUAUUAUGAAUAAUUUACAUACAUUUUCCAAAUUUUAAACAACAAACCUAACUGCAGAACUAUAGAUCUUAUUCAAUUUGAUUAUUUCAGGCAGGAACUGCUCGGCUGAACUCAUGGAAUUCAAGAAAAGGACAAUUUAUCUUAAAAUCAGGAGGUCUGAUAUGUCAGCAGAGAAUCACCCGGUUACAAAAAAAACUUUCGAAAUUGCUCCUCAUACAGAUGCCAGUGUAAUAAAGAAUGAGCUUCAAAGAAUAUGCAAUAUAGGCAAUGACAGAGUGAUGAAAAUCCGUAACAAAGAUGGAGAUCUAGUUCCCAUAUCAUUUCUUGCUGAUCCUAGCAUUAGUGAAACGCACUUUCUCAUUGAUGUAGCUAUGGUAUCAUAUGUUGACAAAAAGAAUGCAAAUCUUCUUCAAGAUGCCUAUGUUGAUGCUGUCCAACAAAAAAUAAAUUCUUUGGAAUCACGUAUUGCACAAUCAGAACUUCUGCUGCCACAGUUAGAAUGGAGAAGGCAAGCCUAUAUGGAGGAUACAGUGAAUGGACUUUUGAACAAAGUAGCAUUUCUAAAUCGAAGAUUUGAUGAACUUCUUCCUCAGAUAACAGCCAAGGAUCCUGAAACAAUGGCCUAAAUCAAGUUAUAAUUUAUUUAUUGUGAAAAUCAUAAAAUGGUAUUGAUAA